Molecule: messenger RNA, 320 nt
Organism: Pocillopora meandrina
Lineage: Eukaryota; Metazoa; Cnidaria; Anthozoa; Scleractinia; Pocilloporidae
Source: the annotation of a GenBank genome assembly
AUGCUGGGAAGUAAUAUUGAAAAUGCCUAUUUACUCAUCAAGGAGAUGAUCUUACUGGGAGAUUAUAAUGUGAAUUUUUUAUCUUCCACUGGUUUUAAAAAACACCACCUUGUGAAAAUUUUACACAACUUCAAUCUGACCCAGGUUAUAAACAGCAUCACAAGGCCACUGUCAAAGACUUGCCUGGACCAUGCUUGUCAUCCUGGGAACACCUAAACAAUAUUAGCGUAAUCCCUUUUGGGAUGUCCGAUCACCUUCCUAUUGUUGCCACGAGGAAAUACAGUCGCACAAGAUCUAAAAUAACAGGUUCAAUACCAUAA